Messenger RNA from Alnus glutinosa, 2111 nucleotides. RefSeq names its product putative glycerol-3-phosphate transporter 1. The coding region runs from base 209 to 1759 and encodes 516 amino acids. The record is from RefSeq and is a predicted model, not a curated record. The transcript is spliced from 3 exons. Gene Ontology annotation, biological process: transmembrane transport; phosphate ion homeostasis. Gene Ontology annotation, cellular component: membrane. Gene Ontology annotation, molecular function: transmembrane transporter activity. Lineage: Eukaryota; Viridiplantae; Streptophyta; Magnoliopsida; Fagales; Betulaceae.
ACGAAUUGUUUUUGUUGUUCGCCAAGCAGCGUAGACCAGAGAGAAAGAGCGAGAGAGUUCUGUGUUUGUCUGAGAGAGAGAGAGAGAGAAAGUGAAAGCAAGCUGUCCAGUAAGCUCAGCUAAGCUUAGAGCUUGCAGAGUGUGGAACCUAUAAGAAGAACUUAAACCUCUUCUUCCGCUUAACCUCUUUCAGAGUGAGAAUUGAUACAUGGGUUCAAUGACAGAACCAACGCCUGAGAGCAACCAUAGGAAGCCCCUUGGAAUCCGGUUCUUAGAAUACAUCAACGGAACCACCCUUUCCUUCAAAACCUACCAAGCCAUUGUUUUGAUUGUAACAUUUUUCGCAUACGCGAGCUACCAUGCCACUCGAAAAACCACAAGCAUUGUUAAGAGCACCCUUGAUCCCCAAUCAUCAGAUUUGGGAUUGCAGCUCUACCCAUGGAGGAUAACUUACUUGCAGGAACCAGCUAGACUUUCGUGGAUGCUUGGAGAUGGUUGGGCUCCAUUUAAUGGAUCAGAUGGGACGGCCUUGCUUGGAGAACUCGAUGUUGCUUUCCUCUCAGUUUAUGCUGUGGGAAUGUACUUCUCUGGACAUUUGGGGGACAGAAUGAAUUUAAGGAUCUUCUUAACAGUGGGAAUGGUGGGAACUGGUUUGUUUACUUCGCUCUUUGGCAUUGGUUAUUGGGGAAACAUACAUAGUUUUAUCUACUAUUUGAUAGUCCAAAUGAUUGCCGGUUUGUUCCAGUCAACUGGAUGGCCUUCAGUGGUUGCAGUGGUUGGUAACUGGUUUGGAAAGAGCAAGAGAGGGCUAAUUAUGGGUAUAUGGAAUGCUCAUACUUCCAUUGGGAACAUUACAGGUUCUCUGGUUGCUUCUGCUCUAUUGAGCUACGGAUGGGGUUGGUCCUUUGUUGUGCCCGGUCUCAUGAUUGCUUUCAUUGGAUUGGUGGUUUUUCUUCUAUUGCCUGUUAAUCCUGAGUCUGUUGGAGCUGAUAGAGAUGAUGAUGAACUCCAUUCUCCCAAGAAAAUUGGCGAGGGAGUAGCACAACCUUUGUUAAAGUCAGAGACGGAGGUUAAGCAGAGAGCUGUGGGGUUCAUACAAGCGUGGAAAAUUCCGGGAGUUGCUCCCUUUGCUCUUUGCCUCUUCUUUGCCAAAUUGGUUGCUUAUACAUUUCUCUACUGGCUUCCGUUCUAUCUUACCCAUACAGCUAUUGAUGGCAAGUAUUUAUCUAGCUCAACCGCCGGAAACUUGUCUACAUUGUUUGAUGUUGGUGGUGUAGUUGGAGGAAUUCUAGCUGGCCACAUUUCGGAUCGCUUAAAUGCAAGAGCAAUAACAGCUGCGAGUUUCAUGUACUGUGCCAUCCCUGCUCUCUUCUUCUAUCGAAGCUAUGGACACGUUUCCUUGACGAUUAAUAUCAUUCUUAUGUUCAUCUCUGGCCUGUUUGUGAAUGGGCCAUAUGCUCUUAUCACAACGGCUGUAUCAGCUGACUUGGGAACCCACAGUUCAUUGGAAGGGAAUUCCCGGGCAUUGGCAACGGUGACGGCGAUUAUAGAUGGAACUGGCUCUGUUGGGGCUGCUAUUGGACCCUUACUAACAGGUUAUAUUUCUGGUACUAGCUGGACUGCAGUCUUCACCAUGUUGAUGGCAGCAGCUCUAAUUGCAGGGCUGCUUCUAACUAGGCUUGUUGUAGCCGAGGUGGCUGAAAAGAUUGAGGAGUCAAGGUCACAAGCAAGAUCUUCAGCACCAGCUCAUGAAGUGUGACUUUUUAAAGGAUACAGUGGUCAGUUAUGCUGCCUGUGUGUGAUUUUCUCGACAUUGUUGAUAAGCUGUAGCUCACUGCCUCUGCUGAUUGUAGGCAAAUGAAAAUGAAGAUCCUCUGUAGUAAUCAAAGAAAAGGAGAGGGCGUUUUUUUUUAAUCUUCUCCAUUUGUUUAGCUUGGAAUAUGGAGGGGAGAUUUUUUUUUUUUUUUUUUUUUUUUUUUUUUUUGAUAAAAAAGGGGGAUGUGGAGAGAAGUUGAGAUAUCUGUAUGUACAGUAUUUGUAUGUCCAUCAAAUUAAAGCAUAGCAUUUAUCCAGAAGGAUGACCAAUUCAGAAAAUGACCAUCUUCUCUCAA